Parnassius mnemosyne (clouded apollo) is the source of this 201-nucleotide messenger RNA. The record is from the annotation of a GenBank genome assembly. NCBI's taxonomy places the organism in Eukaryota, Metazoa, Arthropoda, Insecta, Lepidoptera, Papilionidae.
AUGGGGGUAAAACGAAGAUAUUGUAUUCCUUUGAUAUGGGAGAUUAGAAAAGAAGAAGAACCCCAGGAUUCAGCUAGUCCAAGUCAGUCCGAAUGUAGUCGUGCUACUCGAUGGGAAGCGCUAGCUGAUAUGGCUGCAGAAUUGCCACCUACUUUGACCGUUGACCCGAUUACUGGACAAAUUUACACAGUCAGCAAAUAA